GAAGUAGAAGUAUUUUAAUUGUGAGAGAGAGAUAGAGAGAUAGGGUAAAACUGCUUCUAACAGGAACAAUCUGCGUAGCAGUCGAUCUAUUCAUUUCUGAUCUUCUCUCUCUAUUACUUCUAUUUAUCGCCUUCUCUCUUUCUCGCUCAGGGUGCUUCAGAAUGACAGAACCUUCCAAAGUUAUCCAUGUUCGUAAUGUUGGGCAUGAAAUUUCUGAAAAUGAUUUGCUUCAGCUAUUCCAGCCAUUUGGAGUCAUAACAAAGCUUGUUAUGCUUCGUGCUAAAAAUCAGGCUCUCCUCCAAAUGCAAGAUGUUCCUUCAGCCAUCAAUGCGCUGCAGUUCUACACAAAUGUCCAGCCAGCCAUAAGGGGUAGAAAUGUUUAUGUGCAAUUCUCAUCACAUCAGGAACUAACCACAAUGGAUCAAAACUCUCAAGGAAGAGGAGAUGAGCCGAAUCGAAUUCUUUUAGUUACAAUCCAUCACAUGCUGUAUCCCAUUACAGUGGAAGUGCUGCAUCAAGUUUUUUCUCCUCAUGGAUUUGUGGAGAAGAUUGUCACAUUUCAGAAGUCGGCUGGUUUUCAAGCUCUUAUUCAGUAUCAGUUACGUCAGAGUGCUGUAGCAGCAAGGACUUCUCUUCAGGGGCGUAAUAUUUACGAUGGUUGUUGUCAGCUGGACAUUCAGUUUUCAAACUUGGAUGAGUUGCAAGUGAACUACAAUAAUGAUCGAUCAAGGGAUUUCACUAACCCAAAUCUGCCUUCCGAACAAAAAGGUGGCAGAUCUUCACAGGCUGGAUACAGCGAUGUUGUUGCAUAUCCACAGGUGGGUAUCGAUCUGGACCUGAUGGCCAAUGCGGCUGCAAUAGCUGCUGCUUUUGGUGGAGGCUUACCUCCUGGAAUUAGUGGAACAAAUGACAGGUGCACGGUCCUUGUCUCCAAUUUAAACCCAGAUAGAAUAGAUGAGGAUAAGCUUUUCAACUUGUUUUCCCUCUAUGGAAAUAUUGUGAGGAUUAAACUUCUCCGGAAUAAACCUGAUCAUGCACUUGUUCAAAUGGGGGAUGGUUUUCAAGCUGAAUUGGCAGUUCAUUUUUUGAAGGGCGCAAUGCUUUUCGGGAAGCGAUUGGAGGUGAACUUUUCAAAGUAUCCAAAUAUAACUCAAGGUGCUGACACACAUGAAUAUGUGAACUCUAAUCUCAAUCGCUUCAACUCUAAUCUCAAUCGCUUCAAUCGAAAUGCUGCAAAGAACUAUAAGUACUGCUGCUCACCAACAAAGAUGAUCCACCUUUCCACUCUCCCUCAAGACAUAACAGAAGAGGAGAUUGUUAGCCUCUUAGAGGAGCAUGGCACUGUUGUCAACAGCAGGCUUUUUGAGAUGAACGGCAAAAAACAAGCCCUUGUUUUAUUUGAGACUGAGGAGCAGGCCACUGAAGCACUUGCUUGUAAGCAUGCCAUCUCGCUUGCCGGGUCAAUAAUCCGGAUUUCCUUCUCUCAGCUACAAUCAAUUAGAGAAACCUCCUAAAUAUAAUAAGGGAAAGGGUUGACAAAUGGUAAUACAUUUUUAAGGAUUUGGUACUCAGUAGAUUUGUUGGUGAUGCUCUUUUGCGAUGCUUCUCUUCUCCUGUAACAUUUCAAUGCUUUGAUACUGAUGGAUUGCUAUUUUUUUUUGUUUUUUCUUUUUCAUUUAUCGUUCUUCUCAUUCUGCUAAUAUUGGUACCAAUUAUUUAUUAGGUUUGUUGAAUUUGAGGACUCUUAAGUAGAUCUUCCUUGUUUGCAGAUAUGCUCAGUUUUGAAGAUUAGGAAAGGGGGAGGGAAUGUAUAAUUUAAUUGAAUUCCUUUUCUAGUUGUGUUGAGAGAGAUCGUUCUCCAUUGUAUCAUUGUUGUAUAUUUGCCUGUAAUUCUGGCUAAUUGGACCUUUCUGUUAUAUUUUUAAUCCAUAACCCAAAUUGUUCUCUUC
Jatropha curcas is the source of this 1949-nucleotide messenger RNA. The record is from RefSeq and is a predicted model, not a curated record. Lineage: Eukaryota; Viridiplantae; Streptophyta; Magnoliopsida; Malpighiales; Euphorbiaceae.